AACAGGAAAGGCAUUAACAUAAUUUCAUAGUCAACGUAUGUUAUUUAUGGUCAUAGUAAUUUACAAAUGGUUACACAAUAAUACUGAAUUUGCUUGCUUAUAGGACACAAGAAAUGGGAACGGAUGGUGCUUGUAAUGUGCCUGUUCUCAGCAUUGGCAGCCGAGUGCAGUGUGAUGGCCAUAUUGCAACGGUGAAGUACAUUGGCCAAGUUACCGGAACAAAAGGUGAGUGGCUAGGCGUGGAGUGGGACGACCCAUCUCGUGGAAAACAUGAUGGAUCCCACAACCAAUCACGUUACUUCAUUACAAGCCACCCAACGUCUGGCUCAUUUGUGCGAUUGGGUAAAAUCAGCACAGGCAUCUCCGUGAGUGAUGCGAUCCAUGAGAAGUAUAGCCAACCCAUCGAUGUAGCCAGCCAGGAGGCAAUGUUUGUUAGAGGUGUGAGAGGAAGUACUAAGGCAGUGGAGUUUGUUGGAGCUGAUAAAAUUAGAAAACAGCAAAGUAAGCUUAACCUCCUUAAAACGGCUGUGUUGGAUCAUAUGUCUGUCUCCUACGUCAGUCCUGAUAGCUUGUUAGAAAAGCACAUGCCAGACAUCACAGAAUUGGACUUAUCAGCAAACCUUUUUACCUCAUGGGAAAUGGUCUCUAUGGCAACAGUGCAGCUGAAGAACCUGAGAAUUCUGAACGUUAGUAACAAUGCAUUAAACUUGCCACCAGAUGAUAUGAGUUUGAUCAGGUGCUUUAGUCAAGUCACAUCCCUCACAAUGAACAGGAUGAGGUAUACAUGGGAGCAGGUACUGUACCUGAUGCCAAUGUUUCCACACCUGGAGCAGCUUUACAUUUCCUUCAAUGACAUCACGACACUGAGUGAUCCCGGAAACAGCAUGGCCUCCUUGCAGUCUCUUGUCCUGGAAGGCAACCCUCUGACCGGAUGGUCGGAAAGCGUUCUCCCACUUGGGGAUCUCCCGUGCCUAACAGAGUUAAAUCUCAAUAGCACAGGACUGACAGAGAUUUCUUUCCCUGGGAGGGAUCGUAAAACAACGUUGUUCGAGCACCUAAAGGUUCUCUACCUGUCUAACAAUGAGAUUGGCAGCUGGAGGGAUGUCAGUGCUCUCGAUCGACUGCAGAGUCUGCAGGAGCUAACGUUCCACUCGAACGCGCUCUCGCGCAUCGUCAACCAGGUGGCGCUGUACGACGAGAUUGUUUGCCGCGUCGCUGGGCUCCAGCUGCUCAAUCGGUCGCGCGAGGACCGGCAGGGAGCCGAGAUCGUCUACGUGAAGAAGUACGGCAGGGAUUGGUUGGCAGCAGGAGGUCGCCGAGAGUCGAAGACGAACAACCCGAGCGCGGAGUUCUUGCUCGAUCAUCCGAGAUACGAGGAACUGAUCGCAAAGUAUGGAGCCCCUGAAGAUUAUGAAUUAAUAAAGGCAGACAGCACACUAAGGAAAAUACUGCUGGAGGUUAUGAUAGAGAGCCCCAAUGUUCCAGAAAUGAAAGCCAUACACAAGAAACUUCCAGGCAGCAUGACGGUACAGAAACUUCGAGGCCUAGUGCAGCGCCUGUACCAUGCUAACCCAGCAUCUCUCAACAUAGCCUAUGUGAGCACUAAGGUGCCGGGCCCCAAUGUCGACUUUGACAAUGACAUGAGGCAGAUGUCAUUCUAUGGCAUAGAGAGCGGAGACACUAUCCUAGUUAAAUGGUGAGAAGACUAGUUGGCUCUAUGCAUUGGGAAGAUGAGAUGGUGAGACAGCAUGGGACAAUUCUCACUGUAUUGGUGAGAUGGUGAGACAGCAUGGUACAACCCUCACUUGCAUCCAUGAGAUGGUGAGACAGCACGAGACAACAUUCACUGUAUUGGUGAG
Molecule: messenger RNA, 1859 nt
Organism: Priapulus caudatus
Lineage: Eukaryota; Metazoa; Priapulida; Priapulimorpha; Priapulimorphida; Priapulidae
Product: tubulin-specific chaperone E-like
Exons: 10
Coding region: 114-1700 (528 amino acids)
Molecular function (GO): protein binding
Source: RefSeq, a predicted model, not a curated record